GAAUUUAUAACUUCAACCACACCAUUUUUAAAUUGCCCACCUUUCUCAAGCCACUCUUUCAAGUGAUCUCACUGUAAUAUCGACGAAUAUUUAAUUUGUUGAGGUCACAUCAAGCGCAAAGCUUUUGAUUAGCACGCCACAACAUCCAACACAAUGACAAUAACCCAUCGUAAAAAGCCGAUGGCCACCGCCGGAACAACUGGGGCAAGCGGUAGUGGAACAGAUGACAAGGAACCUCCCAAGUAUCAUUGCGAUGCUUGUAGUACUGAUGUCACCAACACUGUACGCAUUCGUUGUGCUGACAAGGAUUGUCCAGAUUUCGACUUGUGUGUUACAUGCUUUUGUUCUGGCGCAGAGCCAGUGAAGCAUAAAGCAUGGCACGAUUACCGUGUUGUUAAACCACACUCAUUCCCAAUUUUUUCUGAGGAAUGGGACGCCGAUGAAGAACUACUACUUAUUGAAGGAGCCGAAAAAAUGGGUAUGGGCAACUGGCAGGCCAUUGCCGAUUACGUUGGGACGAAAAACAAAGAAGAGUGCGAACGACAUUAUCUUGAUGUCUACGUCAAAAGCGCUUAUUGGCCAAUACCUGACAUGAGUGUUGAAUUCAACAUUUCCGAAGAUGAAUAUAGGCAACGAAAGCGCCAGCGCCUACAUGCCAUGUCUGGACGACCGCCGGCUGCACCAGCUCGAUCUCAAAAGCCAAUCACCAGUGGACCAACUUUUCAUGAAAUUCAAGGUUACAUGCCUCGAAGAUAUGAAUUCGAGACUGAACAAGAGAACGAAGCUGAAACAUUUGUCAAAGAUAUGGUGUUCAGUGAAGAUGAUACGCAAGAAGAAAUAGACCUCAAGGUCAUGGUUCUAGAUAUUUACAACUCAAGGCUGGACAAGCGGAUAGAAAAGAAAAAGUUUCUAUUGGAACGCGGUCUCCUUGACUACAAAAAGAAUCAAACUGCAGACAAGAAGAGGUCUCGAGAGGAGCGAGAAUUGUAUAACCGAACGCGAAUUUUUGCGCGACUGCAGACAAGUGGAGACUAUGAAAUGUUCGUGGACGGGUUAUUAAAGGAGCAAAGGUAUCGAGACCGCAUUGUACAGUUACAAGAAUGGAGAGAGAAUGGAAUCACAACCCUUAAAGCUGGUGAGCAAUACGAACGCGACAAAAUACAGCGUACCACGAAUCUUAAGGGCCUCAUAGCACGUGAGACGAUGCUUGCCAAUGAACGCAAUCAAGCGCGUAAUACUCUACGAGCUCAACUUGCCAUGCAAUACGGUCGAGAAACUUCACCAACAUCCAGAGCAAGCACUCCAAAGCUAUCUGGUACUCCAACCACAGCCGCUGGACGCAAACCGGCCAAUCCUCUGAACAUCAAAGAAGCGGAUGGAGUUCAUCUCUUAUCAGAAGACGAGCAACAACUUUGCAGUGCAUUGCGUAUCCUACCCCGUCCUUACCUAGUUAUCAAAGAUACCAUACUGAAAGAAUACGCCAAGCACGGAUUCUUACGACGAAGACAAGCUAGGGAGUUAAUCAAGAUCGAUGUUAAUAAGACAAGUCGUAUUUAUGACUUUUUUGUUGAGAAUGGAUGGAUCAAGGCCUUCAAAUCAGCAGACAAUUCAUCUAAUCAGCCAACAGCUUCUAUUACUGUAAGCUAAUACCACUUUGUACACGAAUCUAAAGGUUUAUUUGGCGACAUGGCAAGACUUUUGGCUGAUUUUCCGACUCAUCUUCACUCAAUUUGUAAUAAAGAAAUAAAAAUGUGUCAUCUACGAAUGAAACCAUAA
Molecule: messenger RNA, 1776 nt
Organism: Umbelopsis ramanniana AG
Lineage: Eukaryota; Fungi; Mucoromycota; Umbelopsidomycetes; Umbelopsidales; Umbelopsidaceae
Exons: 1
Coding region: 154-1647 (497 amino acids)
Biological process (GO): chromatin remodeling; regulation of transcription by RNA polymerase II
Cellular component (GO): SAGA-type complex; nucleus
Molecular function (GO): transcription coactivator activity; zinc ion binding; protein binding
Source: RefSeq, a predicted model, not a curated record